Messenger RNA from Psammomys obesus (fat sand rat), 1524 nucleotides. Its product is annotated as basic proline-rich protein-like. The record is from RefSeq and is a predicted model, not a curated record. The coding region runs from base 1 to 1524 and encodes 507 amino acids. The transcript has 2 exons. Lineage: Eukaryota; Metazoa; Chordata; Mammalia; Rodentia; Muridae.
AUGCUGGGCUGCCGAGUUCGGCGGCGGCGGCGGCCAGGGCCAACUCGCCCGCCGUGGUUUGUACUCGCUCAUCGAGACAACGCAGCCGCCGCCGCUAAGUCAGUCACGCGUUUGGAUUCCGACCCGGGCCGGAAUCGGCAUCCCUUCGCGAGAAGCGACAUGCGGGCGGCUGGCAGCACGUUCCCCAAGUGGAGGAGCGCCACACAGGCCGCCGCGGCGCCCCGAGGUCCCCUCCACCUGAGACACCCUGCGCCCGCCGAGGGGCCGCCUGCCGCCCUUGCCCACCUCCUGGAACUCGGUGUGGCGCCCCGGCCCCCCGCCUCGGGUCCCCGAGGGCUCCGGGAGGGCGGGGGAGAGGCCCCCCCGGGCCGCCCGAGCCCACCUGGCCCGCGGCGCCUGCCGCCCCCCACCCCUUCGCCGCGCAGGGCUGUAAUAAUCACAUCCUCAUUAUUUCUCGUGCGAUCGUUAGGGAAAGAGCCCGAGAACAGCAACAGCAGCUGCCGGGGGAGGCUUAGUUACAAAACCCUGCGCCGGGGAGCGCUUCGCUUAGCAACCGCCCCGAAAGGAGCCCCCGGGCUCCCGGCUCGCACUCGGAGGGCCCAGCCGCGGCGACCCCCUCCCGGCCCCGGGCCCGGGCCCCGCCGGCCGCCAGGGGCCCCUCCCCGCCCCCGCGACCCCGGCGCCCGGCCCCUUCCAUCCCUUCCCAGCCCGGGGCCGGGCGGCCACCUGCGCUUGGGGGAGGGGAAGCCCGGGUCGCUGCCCACCGCCCCCCCCAGCCCCUCGCCGGCCGGCGCCCCGGGCUGCACCCCCGUCCCCGGCCUCGCGGAGCGGGGAAUUUCACACCUCCGCCUCGCUCCCGCACCCGGGGAGCCCGUGUGCCAGCAGCCCUGCCACGGGGCGCCGCGGCCGGAGAGGAGCCGGCGGCGGAGCCCGGGGCCCCGGGCGCCCCCCGGGUCGUCCUCCCACUCCCGGAGCGUGCUCCUCCGAGCCCCCUCGCUCCCCCCAGGCGGCCGCCCGGGAAGGGCCCACGCCGGCCAGUCUCGCAGCACCGCCCCCUCCCUGCCCCGACGGCACUCGCCGCUCAGCGCCCCGGUCCCCGCGUCCCGGUGCCCGCGGCCCCGCGCGUCUCGCACCUUCCUCAGAGCGGACAUCCUCGGGCUCUGCGAGUUCAGUGGGCGCCGAGCGACAUGGCAGGGUGGCCACCCCUCAGGCCAGGCGGCGCGCACGGCACAGCCGCCGGCCCCCAGGCUCGAGGAGCCUCGGGUCCAGCGCGUCGAUCCUCAGUCUGUCUGUCCACCGCCGCGGCCACCGCCACCGCCGCCGCCGCCGCCGCCGCCGCCGCCGCGCGCUCCGACCCCGUUCGAGCCCGGCGCACGGUCGGUCCUCACGGCCGGCGCCUGCGCACUCGGCGCCCGGGGAGGCACCGGCGCACUGGGGGGCGGCUGGUGCGUGGCUCCAUCUGAGCGAGGGCCCAGCGCCGCGCGCCUAGGGGGAGCGCUCAGGCCGCCGAGCGGCUGCCAGUGA